Messenger RNA from Coccinella septempunctata (seven-spotted ladybird), 1352 nucleotides. RefSeq lists its product as uncharacterized. Bases 139 to 1113 code for a protein of 324 amino acids. Lineage: Eukaryota; Metazoa; Arthropoda; Insecta; Coleoptera; Coccinellidae. The record is from RefSeq and is a predicted model, not a curated record. The transcript has 5 exons.
UACCAUGACGUACGGAUCUAGUAGGUGAGCGGGAGUAACACAGAUCGAAAACUAUAAAUAGUUGACGCCGGCCGCCAGUGUUUUGUUUAAUCCGCGCGUCUUACGAAUCAGUGAUUUGUUAGAAACAAUUUUCCGAUCAUGGCAAUCACAGAUAAAUUGGUUAUGGUGGUAUUGAUAUCAUCAAUGGUUACCGCAAGAACCAUCAGGAAUACACAAGAGAUUCAGUUAGAACCACGAGUCUAUCCAGUUUUCACACAAGACGAUACUUAUGCAGCAGCCUCCACCAUUCAAGAACUACCCAGAAUUCCUCAUGCAGCUGUCCCUUUCAACGUUCCAGAACCAAGCGGCGAGCUUAGACCACCACAGGCAAACUCUCCCGUCACUUUCUUGGAGUUAGCAGCACCAGCAACAGAUCUUACAGCACCGUCCGAGACCCUCUGGAAUCCAGAAAAUAACCCCGUAUUCUUCUACGAACUUCCAGCUUCCUUAACAAAAUUGGAUACUCCGACGAAUAAGUUCCCCAAGAAGUACAACAAAGAUAUUCACUCCAAAGACAAAGCUCUCUCUUCUCAGCCUAAGAUAGAAAUUGAGCUCGUGCCCAUCGAGGAAAGGGAACUUGUUUACAAACAGAAGGACUUGGACAAAAAAUUCGACCAGUUGGCCAAAUUGGAGAACCAGAAGGACUUGGAAAACUUGAAGGCACUUUCGAAUCAUAAAGACGACUCCUUACAAGCUGCGACAGGCUACACUGACUACAACGAGGACGAUGAAGACGCUGUCCAAUCAGCUUCGGAAGACGGAUACUCUAGGGGUCUCAGCCAGCAAUUGAUCUCUGCUAUGGGCAUACCCCAUCAUGACAGUACACGAGACAGACUUACAUUUCACGUUGUUGGACAUGAUGGACCUCAUACUUACAAAUGGGGUUAUGAUACUGGCAAAGGGUCUCAAAGGCACAACAGGAUGUUUAGAUUCGAGGAGAAGGAUAAAUCCGGUAUAGUUAAGGGCCACUACGGUUUUUACGAUAAGCAUGGUAAACUUCGAGUAGUUAACUACGAUGCCCAUCCACACGAAGGUUUUCAUGCAGAAUCAAGUACGGACCACAAUGACAACUGAUGUGGAUUUAUAUUGAAAGCAUGUCGCUGAACGGUACUUGCUCAAAUACUGUGAAAGGUUUGAUUCGAGGAGUCGAUAAAGUAUAGUUUGGAUAUACUCGGUGUGAACAUUCUCGAAAAAAUUGAACUCUAUUGUGAUUGUGGUCUCAGAUAGCAUGUCUAUAUUACCUCUCUACCAAAUAGAACUAAAAACUAUAUAUUUUGUACUAUGUACUCUACUGAAAUAAAAUUUAGAAUAAG